AUGGCUCUGCAGCCGGGCAACGGGAGCGCACUGGAGGCGAGCUGCCUGGAGGUGAUGGGCAACCUCAGCCUGGAAGUGAGCGACUAUAAUAUGAGCUGCAAGAAUGGAUCCGUCCCCCCAAGACCGGGCAGAGGAGUCAAAGAGAUGGACUCGUUCCGCAUCCUCCUCUACUCCCUCAUCUUCCUGCUCAGCGUCUUCGGCAACCUGCUGAUCAUCGUGGUCCUGAUGCUGAACAAGCGCAUGCGGACCGUCACCAACUCCUUCUUGCUGUCGCUGGCGGUCAGCGACCUCAUGAUGGCCGUUUUCUGCAUGCCCUUCACCCUCAUCCCCAACAUCCUGGAGGACUUCAUCUUCGGGGGCGCCAUGUGCAAGACCGUCUCCUACUUUAUGGGGAUCUCCGUCAGCAUCUCCACCUUCAGCCUCGUGGCCAUUGCUAUCGAGAGGUACAGCGCCAUCUGCAACCCGCUGAAGUCCCGCGCGUGGCAGACCCGAUCCCACGCCUACCGCGUCAUCGCCGCCACCUGGGUGGUGUCACUGCUAAUCAUGGUGCCAUACCCGGUGUUCAGCGCCCUCAAGUCUUUCCCCAAGUCCAACGGGACUGUAGGCCACAUGUGUCGCCAGGACUGGCCCAGCGGGGAGGCGGAGCAGACCUGGUAUGUGCUGCUGCUGUUCACUCUGUUCUUCGUCCCGGGAGUGGUGAUGAUUGUAGCCUACGGUCUGAUCUCCAGAGAGCUCUUCCGAGGCAUUCAGUUUGAGCUGGGCCCGAGCAGAGAGACCGCCAACACCGGCCAGAAGAACGGUGUGGGAAGGGCUGUCCCAGGGUCCAACGAUGACGACGACGGUUGCUACAUCCAGGUGUCUAAAAAGCCCACCUCCGCUGUGGAGCUCCCGACCCUCUCCGCCUCGUCCGCCGCCGCCCAGGCCAAAACCGAACGCGCCCGCAGCAACACCUCGGAGGCCAAGCUGCAGGCCAAGAAGCGAGUCAUCCGCAUGCUGAUGGUGAUCGUGGCGCUCUUCUUCAUCUGCUGGAUGCCCCUGUACUCGGCCAACACCUGGAAGGCCUUUGACCUGAGGUCGGCCUCCAAAGCCCUCUCGGGAGCGCCCAUCUCCUUCAUCCACCUGCUGUCCUACAGCUCGGCGUGCGUCAACCCCAUCAUUUACUGCUUCAUGAACAUGCGCUUCCGCAAGGCCCUGCUGUCCACCUUCGCCUGCUGCUGCCGCAACCGGCUCUGUCGCUGGUGUUGCAGGAGGAAGGGGGGAGGGGAAGACGGCCUCGCCGCCACCUCCAUGGCCACGUCGAUGGCCACCUCCAUGUCCAAGUUCAGCUACACCACCGUCAGCACCACCGGCACCUGCUGAGCCUCGAGGAGAGCCGGGUGGUCGGUGGCUGUCGGAGCAGCGGUUACUUUGUGCACCAUCUGUUUUCUUCAAUCUUCAUCUUAAUAUGCUAUGAGUCAUGCGCUGAGUAAUAUCCCCUUGCCCUCGUUUAUGAGGUCUUUUUAAAAGGUCUCCUUUAAAUUCUGUUUGCAUGGUUGCAGAAUGGGAGGCGGGCAAAACGCCGUUUUCAGUUUGGUGACAUUUUUUUUUCUUCUGUUUAAUUGGCAGCAUCCGCUUUGUUGCAUCCUGAAGAGAACAUCAAGUGCCUGUGCUCGUUGUGUGGCUUCAUUUGUCACGGUAGUUUGUUCACUCGCCAGAGGACAUAUCAGUGAAAAACUACGACUUCUGCGUACUUGUAAAUACUGUCUUUAUGUUCUUACUGUGCCAAAGGUAAAUGUACUGUGGAACAAUGAGGACUCAUUACCUCAGUAAUGAUUCAGUAUGGAUUUCAGCUGCUCUUGUGUUAAAUGUGGUUUCAUCUUCAUUCAUUCAGGGUUUCUCUCUCAGUUAUCAGAAUUAUUCUACUGAAGGCUAAACUAUGGAUAUCAUUGGGUCCCUAAUUUUUAAAUAUUUCAACGGCAAGAAGUUGUUCUAUUUAGUCCAGCUUUUUCUGGACGAGCUCCUUGCUUUGCUCUGACAUAGUGUUUCGCUCUUAUUGAGUUAUGUUUCAUCAUUAUUAUUUCUGCAAAUAUACAAACACCAAAAUUCAUAUAUUCAGGUGAUUCUUCUUAGUAAUAACUUUUUGGACCAAUUUGCGGCACUGCUCUUAUUCCGGCCGAUAAGGUGCAUCUUUAUCUUGAUGAUAAACAUCUGAGGAGUGUAAUUUAGCCGUACUUCUUGGCAUGCGUAAAAUGAGAAAGCCUGGUGUUUAGAA
Sebastes umbrosus (honeycomb rockfish) is the source of this 2251-nucleotide messenger RNA. RefSeq names its product cholecystokinin B receptor a (gene cckbra). Lineage: Eukaryota; Metazoa; Chordata; Actinopteri; Perciformes; Sebastidae. Gene Ontology annotation, cellular component: membrane. The coding region runs from base 1 to 1359 and encodes 452 amino acids. The record is from RefSeq and is a predicted model, not a curated record. Gene Ontology annotation, biological process: neuropeptide signaling pathway. Gene Ontology annotation, molecular function: neuropeptide receptor activity; gastrin receptor activity. The transcript is spliced from 5 exons.